AGUGCAUGUGCGCCUCAGGCUGCGCCACAGCUUAUCGAUAGGACCUGGAAUUUCAUGGCCCCGCAAAACACAGAAAACACAAAAAGCUGCUCUCGCUCUCCCACCCGACGCGAAGUCGAUACCACACGAUGCCGCCUUACGAAAGCGACUCCUCCGACGAGGGCGAGGACUACACUGAGACCAACGUGCUCCUCGGUUACGCAUCAAAGGAAGCGACUGGCGACACCGUCUCCCACCUCGGAGGCCAGCCGACAUGGCUCGACGAGAAGACGGCCCCUUCCGGCGCACUCGCCAAAUGCAAAGUCUGCAACGGCCUCCUCACGCUGCUCCUCGAGCUCAACGGCGACCUGCCCGAGCACUUCGCCGGCCACGAGAGACGGCUGUAUAUUUGGAGCUGUAGGCGGAAGACGUGUCGGAGAAAAGCGGGGAGUGUGAGGGGCAUACGUGGGGUGCGUGUUGCGAAGGGCGCCGCAAGCAAGGCUGGUGCGAAGGCGGAGAAGACGGCGGUUGGGCGGGAGAACAAGACGCAGCCGCAGCCGCAGCUGGGGGAGUCGCUGUUUGGCGUCAAGAGUAGCGGCGGUGCUGCGCCGCCUGCAAAUCCGUUUGCGAACCCGUUUGCGACGAAUUCGAGCGGGAAGGGACCCGCGAAUCCUUUCUCCUCGGCGCCUACCGUUCAGGUCACGUCCAAAGACGACAAAGAUGAAGCAUCUACAAUCCUCCCAGAGACCUUCGCCUCCAAAGUCCGCCUCUCCUCACCACCGCCGUUGGCACAGCCAGCGCGCCCUCACGAACCCUGGCCGGCAGAGUCGGCCUUUCCUCCCGCGUAUCCACACUACCACCUUGACGCCGAAUACGAAACACUCGAUGCGCCGUCUGCUCCUCAGAUACCAGAGAACGCACGCAUGGACGUAGAUGCGGAGGGCAGUGGAGGAGGCGGAAAGGAGGAUAAAGAGGUCUUUGAGAGCUCGCUCGACAAGACAUUCCAAAAGUUUGCGGACAGAGUAGGGCAGAACGCGGAGCAGGUGCUGCGAUACGAGUUCAAGGGCAAGCCGCUGCUCUACAGCGACACCGACAGCGUUGGCAAGCUUCUUGCGGCGUAUUCCGAGCACGGCUCAUCUUCAAACACGAAGCUGACGCCGCAUGCUAUCACUGAGCUGGAGACGGACGAGAUGAGCAUUGAUGGGAUGGAAUGGGGCACCAUCAUCCUGGGCGUGUGCAGUAAAGACUGCGGGCCGAGUGAUGUCGCGGAAGGCGAGGUAGGAUAUGUCGAGGAGUGGGUCGGCGUGCAGUGGGAAGAGGUGGCUUCGAAGCGGUGA
Molecule: messenger RNA, 1316 nt
Organism: Trematosphaeria pertusa
Lineage: Eukaryota; Fungi; Ascomycota; Dothideomycetes; Pleosporales; Trematosphaeriaceae
Exons: 3
Coding region: 129-1316 (395 amino acids)
Biological process (GO): maturation of SSU-rRNA
Cellular component (GO): cytoplasm
Source: RefSeq, a predicted model, not a curated record